Zingiber officinale is the source of this 2298-nucleotide messenger RNA. RefSeq names its product protein translocase subunit SECA2, chloroplastic-like. The transcript is spliced from 19 exons. Gene Ontology annotation, biological process: protein import; protein targeting. Lineage: Eukaryota; Viridiplantae; Streptophyta; Magnoliopsida; Zingiberales; Zingiberaceae. The record is from RefSeq and is a predicted model, not a curated record. Gene Ontology annotation, cellular component: membrane; chloroplast envelope. Gene Ontology annotation, molecular function: ABC-type protein transporter activity; ATP binding. The coding region runs from base 141 to 2003 and encodes 620 amino acids.
GUCAAGAGAAAUGCAGGUGGUCUGAAGGUAUUCAUCAAGCAGUUGAGGCAAAAGAGGGUCUGAAAAUCCAGGCUGAUUCAGUUGUUGUUGCUCAGAUAACAUACCAAUCACUCUUUAAGCUCUAUCCUAAGCUUUCAGGGAUGACUGGAACUGCUAAAACUGAAGAGAAAGAGUUCUUGAAAAUGUUUCAGAUGCCAGUCAUUGAAGUUCCUACAAAUUUACCCAACAUUCGAUGUGAUUUACCUAUUCAAGCUUUUGCUACUGCACGUGGGAAAUGGGACUAUGCGAGGGCAGAAGUUGAAUCAAUGUAUCAAUUGGGUCGCCCUGUAUUAGUUGGAACAACUAGUGUUGAGAAUUCUGAAUAUCUAUCUGAUCUUCUUAAGGAACAAAAUAUUCCUCAUAAUGUUCUCAAUGCGAGGCCAAAGUAUGCUGCAAGGGAGGCAGAAAUUGUUGCCCAAGCUGGUAGAAAGUAUGCAAUUACCAUAUCUACUAACAUGGCAGGAAGAGGCACUGAUAUCAUCCUUGGUGGUAAUCCAAAGAUGCUAGCAAAAGAAAUUGUAGAGGAUAACUUGCUUCCUUUUAUGUCACAAGAGACUCCUAGUGGCAAAACUGAUAUGGAGCAACUAUCUGAACAGAGUUUCUCAAAAGUAAGAAUAGGACCCUCAUCGUUGGCUUUGGUUGCAAAGGCUGCUGUUAUCUCAAAGCAUUUGUGCAAAAGCAAGGGACGUGAUUGGUCAUAUAAGGCGGCACAAUCUAUUAUAUCAGAGUCCAUACAAAUGGGCCAAUCUCUUGGAAUAGCAGAACUGGAAAAACAGUUAGCUGAAGAUCCAACCAUAUAUCCCCUUAAUACUAUGAUAGGACUUGCUUUUCUCACUGUUUUGAAGGAUUGUGAAGCACAUUGUUUUAAUGAAGGACUUGAAGUGAAAAUGUUGGGUGGGCUUCAUGUGAUUGGGACAUCAUUACACGAGUCUCGCCGAAUAGAUAAUCAACUUCGUGGUAGAGCAGGGAGGCAAGGUGAUCCUGGAUCAACAAGGUUUAUGGUUAGCUUACAGGAUGAAAUGUUCCAGAAGUUUAAUUUUGAUACAGAGUGGGCCGUGAAACUUAUAUCAAAAAUAACAAACAAUGAGGAUAUACCGAUUGAAGGUCAAACUAUUGUAAAACAGCUUUUGGCCCUUCAAAUUAAUGCAGAGAAGUACUUCUUUGGCAUAAGAAAGAGCCUCGUGGAGUUUGAUGAAGUUUUGGAGGUCCAGAGGAAGCAUGUCUAUAAUCUUAGGCAAGUGAUAUUAUCUGGUGACUCUGAAAGCUGCACUGACCAAAUAUUCCAGUACAUGCAAGCAGUAGUUGAUGAAAUUGUCCUGGGAAAUAGUGAUCCAGAAAAGCAUCCUAGGAAUUGGAAUUUGGGAAUGCUCUUGGAUGAGUUUCUUCAAAUUGGCAGGAGCGUAUUGGCUGAAUCAUUUGCAAAGGUCGGGGAGGAGGAUCUACUGACAUCUCUUGAACAAAUUCAGAGGUUACAUGUAGUGGAUGUGGGGAACUUUUCUCUUCCAAACUUGCCUUUACCUCCAAAUACUUUCAGAGGAAUCCGCAAGAAGAUUUCUUCAUUGAAACGUUGGCUUCGUAUCUGUACGGAUGAGACGACUAAGAAAGGAAGAUACCAAGUGACCAUUAAUCUUCUCCGCAAGUACUUAGGCGAGUUUUUGAUUGCUUCCUAUUUAGAAGUUGUACAAGACUCUGGUUAUGAUGAUUCAUACAUUCAAGAAAUCGAGAGAGAAGUUAUAGUCAAGACAUUAGAUUCCUUCUGGAGGGACCAUUUGAUAAAUAUGAACAGGCUCAGCUCUGCGGUGAAUGUUCGGAGCUUCGGGCAUAGAAAUCCACUGGAAGAAUAUAAGAUCGAUGGGUGCCGUUUUUUCAUAUCAAUGCUCAGUGCAACUCGAAGAUUGACUGUAGAAUCAUUACUUAAUUAUUGGUCAUCUCCAAUGGAGGCUGAAGAAUUGUAUGCACCAUAGGAUUCAGACUCGUCGCUUACACUUUUCUCUCCCAGUAGUAUGUUCAUGUAUUUAAAGUGAGCUUUUCUAUCCUAAACAUUUUACGAGAAAGACUACCUGCUUGUACUGCUCUUACACAGAAUCAUGAAGCUUUGGAUGUAACGAUCCUGUAUAUGUUAAAAAACUAAGACUGGGAGUGGCUGCUAUCAUAUACUGUUUUUGAAUUCAAUUAAAGUGAAAGCAACCUCCAUUUGAAUUUUGAAUUGUAAUAUGUUUUGAUUUAGUAAGAGUUUAAUUGAGUACCUAGUUUAGUUCA